GUGCCUAAAAAAAGGAUAGACAAAUCACAAAAUGCAAAAACAGCCGAAACCCAAAUCUGGGUUUUGAUUAAAUCCAAACCCAAAACAAAACCACAGCCGUUGAAUCCUUAUAAUCGAAUCAAAAUGGAACGAACAGCAGGAAAAAUAAGGGGGGACGAACCACCAACACUAACAACAAACAAUUCCCCCUUUCCUUUUUUUCUUUACAUUCUUCAUUCAGAAUCUCUCUCCCCCCCCUCCAUCUCUUGAAACGUAAACGUAUAGUUUAAAACAAAGGUAGACUUGUAAAAGGAGCUUUGUAGAAUCGAAGACCCAAAUUUUGCAUUGGCUGAAAUGGUGGGUCACUGGAAUUGAAAGGGAAAAACAAAGAGUACCCAGAGAAAAAAAAAAUAGACGCUUUCACUAUGGAAGAUUCAGGUGAAGUUCAGACUGAAGAGAAUAAAGUUUCUCUAGAUGUCAAUAAGAAAAGAACGGUCAAGACACCAGCCCAGGUUAUGGCUCUGGAGAAAUUCUACAAAGAGCUCAGAUUUCCUUCAGACGAAAUGAAAGCACAAAUAGCACUUCAGGUAGGGUUGACAGAAAAGCAGAUAUCUAGUUGGUUUUGUCACAGAAGGUUAAAAGACAAAAGGAGAGACGAGAAUGCUAAUGGGCGAGUGGAUCAUUCUAGUGGCGUUAUUGAGGAUCGUGGUAGUGGACUCAGGCAAGAUUCUUCUGGCAGUAUUAAGGAGCGGGAUUAUAGGAAUAUUGAUCCGAGGGAGGUUGAAAGUGGAAGGAUUUUUAGCCAAGAGUUUCUAGCUGACCGUAGGAGUCAUCAAAAUCCAUAUGAUGCUCAUAUGGAAGAUACAUCUUCUGAAAGUAGCUCAUCUUUACAAGAUAUGAACUUUUCUGAAAGCCGAGAUCCUCAUGACAUGCCAACUCCUGCAAAGCGUAAACAAAAUGGAGCAACUUUACCAAUAAACGCAAACAGAAGGAUGGCUAAAAGCAAGGUUUAUAAGCCAUCCGGAUACUUGAAGGUUAAGGGUGAAAGUGAAAAUCCUGCUAUUACUGCAGUUAAGAGGCAGCUGGGGAGGUAUUAUCUGGAAGAUGGUCCACUACUUGGUAUUGAGUUUGAUUCACCCCCUAAUGGUGCUUUUGAAUUCCCGAGUAGCAAGCCUGUCGGUGCAGAACCGGUUGAUGCUGGAGAUCCCCAACACCCCCUUUCAUCAAAUAUCUCUGGAGUUAUAAAGCAGCCGGAUCUUAACUUUUUGAUUUCACAUGAUUCUUAUAUGGGAAAUGCAACCUUCAAAACCAUGCAUGGAUCUGAAAGACGGAACAAGAAACCUCGUCAGCAAUUAAAAUACAAGUCCUCUUUUCUUUCUUCAAACUCAUUCCCGGGUCAGAACUCUUCAGUGGAUAUCCACAAAGGUUCUGCCGAAAAAGAUGGCGUCACUGACUGCAAACGAAGUUGGAUGAACUCUAAACUUGCUGUCGAAAGGAUGAGACCAGAUUCUUUCUCUAACCAUCCCGACCCCAAUGGUGGAAAAGUCAAUGAUGAACGAGAAAAGCCUUGUUUGCAUGACGAUGAUAAUCACACAUAUAAGGCCCUGAAGAAAGAAAACAUGUCUAAGCCAUCUGCAAGGAUGGUAAAGGCCAAGAAACUCGGUGGAAAGCAGAAGCUGAAAAAGGAGUACCCUGUACGAGUAAAAACUGAUCCAACAAAUGAAUUGAGAGUUGCCAAGCAAGCCAAUGCCGAAUUUCCGCAGCAAGAUGUCGUUUCAUAUGCAUCACUUGCCAGAUCGCCUCUGUUAACAAAAUUGACUAAAAGAUCUACCACGGAUGUACCAUCUAGUUUCAGUGAAGAUGAAACUGCAGAAACUAGUUCUUCUUCGGGUUGACGAUGCUGAUGGAUUGUGGAGAAAGGCUGAAGGGGUUGUCUCGACUCCUUGAAAUCGUCGCAGGAAAAAGCGUCGCCGGCACGAACAUUGUGCUGAGAGAUCAUUUUUGUUCAUUGUAUUUUGUCCUUGUGCUCAGCUGUUGAAUAUACGAACAAAUUAGCCCUCCCAUCACAAGAUCUGGAGUUUCUAAAUAAAAGAACUUUUUUUUCUUCAA
This is a messenger RNA of Hibiscus syriacus, 2088 nucleotides long. RefSeq lists its product as uncharacterized. Bases 405 to 1874 code for a protein of 489 amino acids. NCBI's taxonomy places the organism in Eukaryota, Viridiplantae, Streptophyta, Magnoliopsida, Malvales, Malvaceae. Gene Ontology annotation, molecular function: DNA binding; DNA-binding transcription factor activity, RNA polymerase II-specific. Gene Ontology annotation, biological process: regulation of DNA-templated transcription. The record is from RefSeq and is a predicted model, not a curated record. The transcript is spliced from 8 exons.